Molecule: messenger RNA, 1206 nt
Organism: Symbiodinium sp. CCMP2592
Lineage: Eukaryota; Dinophyceae; Suessiales; Symbiodiniaceae
Source: the annotation of a GenBank genome assembly
AUGACAAUGCCAGGAGGGGAUACUGAUGAUGAUGGUGAUCUCGGCUCUGGCCUGUUGCAGAAUAUAUUGGAGCGAGCUGAUACUGUGGGAUCGGCGCUGGUGAAUGCUCGUGCCAGCUACGAGGAGGCUGGCCGCUGCUUCAAGGGCAAAAAGAUGUCUCGGCUGAUGCAAUUCAAGCCUGGCAAUGAAUCUCGUGACUUCUUCAACAUUGUCAAGCUGCCUCUUGUACCCUCAGAAGUCGAAGUCACUGUCUACGAGGGCUUCGAAGGGGACCGCAAGGAAGUGCAAAUGACAAUUCCGGUGCUGGAUCCACACGAGGUUUUGGAUUACGUGCAGUCUGAGCUUAAGCUUGAAUGCCCAAAGACCCAUGUCAGUGGCUUCUGGAAGCAUCUGCUUGAGAAUGGGAGUGAGUUCGCCAAGUCAUUCCCAGGUGAUCUCCAGCAGAUGACUCCGUUCACCAUUUAUGGGGAUGAGCUGACAUUGGGGAAGGAUCCUAAGGACAAGGUCACUGGGAUUUUUCUUCAAUUGACUUUGUUCAGGCCGAAGCAAGCUCGGCUGGGCAUUUGGCUUCUUGCAGCUAUCCAGGACUCUACGAUGGUGCACGAUCAGCUGAAAACACUGACGCCUAUCUUGGAGCACAUCGUCUGGAGCUGCAAUCAGGCGUGCAUCGGCUCAUAUCCAACGGUGUCGAGAACGGGCUCUGCUUUGACUGGUGUGAAAGCCAAGAAGGCAGGCCAAAAGUUUUCAGGCGACGCUCGCUGGGUAUGUGCUGAGCUACGGGGGGACUGGAAGUGGCAUGAGCGCACUCUGCGACUGCUGCGGACCCCGACUUCAAAGAAGUGCUGCUUCUUGUGUGAUGGCGAAGCAAGUGAUGGUCCAAACAGAUAUUAUGAUCUAGAGGACAGUGCGGGCUGGCGAACCACACACCUGGAUACAGCUGCUUUCUUGCGAAAAGCCCUUCGCCCUGGACCGAGGAGUAUCCUGGCUAUUAUUUUAUGUUGCAAAGCUUGCAAGUUCAAACUGAUUCCGAUCCGAACCCUCGAGGGGAACUCAAACCCAAACCACACCGGCCCAACUAAAGGCCCUUUCACGCUGCUGACGGGCUUCGAUAUCUCCAUGGUGAAGUUCUGCAGCAUGCACGUCUGCAAUCUGGGCUUGGUGCACACAGCGAGUGGUGGGGCACUGUUCCAAGUCUCAAUAUGGUAA